GCAAGCAAAGCGAGGCAACGAGUGACUGUAGUGUAGUUGAUCAUUUUCCCUUCACACAUGUAUCAUUUCUUCAACAACUCACACAAAAGAAGGUUUCUUUAGUACAAUAGCUGCUCAAUUGUUGAAGCAUUGCAACACACAGUGACACUGUGUGAUUGUGAUUGUGUGUGUCAAUAUCAUAUAUCAUAACAUUUGCUAGCUUAUACUAAUUGUUACAACAACAAAAUAAAUAAAAAUGGAGACACACGGUGAGAUAAGGGUGUCAAAGUUCAAGAGGGUUUGUGUGUUCUGUGGUAGUAGCCCUGGCAAGAAGAGAAGCUAUCAAGAUGCUGCCAUUGAGCUUGGCAAUGAAUUGGUCUCAAGGAACAUUGAUCUGGUGUAUGGAGGAGGAAGCAUUGGUUUAAUGGGUUUGGUUUCACAAGCUGUUCAUGAUGGUGGUCGGCAUGUCAUUGGAGUUAUUCCCAAGACGCUCAUGCCUCGAGAGCUAACUGGUGAAACAGUGGGAGAAGUAAAGGCUGUAGCGGAUAUGCACCAAAGGAAGGCAGAGAUGGCCAAACAUUCAGAUGCCUUUAUUGCCUUACCAGAAAAAGACAACAUGGUUGAAAUUAAAAGCAAACAAAAAAAUUCUAAAUCAUCAUCUCAAUCAUGGAUGUUACAUGCAGGUGGUUAUGGGACUCUAGAGGAGCUUCUUGAAGUCAUAACCUGGGCUCAACUUGGGAUCCAUGACAAGCCGGUGGGAUUAGUAAAUGUUGAUGGAUACUUCAAUUCAUUGCUGUCAUUUAUUGACAAAGCUGUGGAAGAGGGAUUUAUUAGUCCUAAUGCCCGUCACAUAAUUGUAUCAGCACCAACAUCAAAAGAGUUAGUAAAGAAAUUGGAGGAUUAUGUUCCCUGUCACGAAAGUGUUGCUUCUAAGUUAAGCUGGCAGAUGGAACAAGAGCUUGCUUAUCCUGAAGAGUAUGACAUCUCAAGGUAGCUGAGUUUGCUUCAUGUUAAUGGAAGAUGAGAUUAGAUAGAAUUUUGGAGGUGAAAGAAGCUAGUGUGGAAUAUCAGUAUUCUGUUUUUUGUUUUUCCCUUUUUUCAGAAAAGAAAUUUCUUUUGUAAAGUACUGGGAUUGACCUGAAUAUGUGAAAUUACUUUCUUCCCUUCUUGUGAAACUGAUUUCCUUUUAAGUUGUAAGUACUAGGGGCUUCUGAACUUAUUACUCAAU
Molecule: messenger RNA, 1207 nt
Organism: Abrus precatorius (Indian licorice)
Lineage: Eukaryota; Viridiplantae; Streptophyta; Magnoliopsida; Fabales; Fabaceae
Product: cytokinin riboside 5'-monophosphate phosphoribohydrolase LOG3
Exons: 8
Coding region: 236-973 (245 amino acids)
Biological process (GO): cytokinin biosynthetic process
Cellular component (GO): nucleus; cytosol
Molecular function (GO): hydrolase activity, hydrolyzing N-glycosyl compounds
Source: RefSeq, a predicted model, not a curated record